AUGACUGUUAAUAGGAGGAGAAGGAAUGGAAAUGAAGUUGAUGACACCGCGGAGGACAUUCAUCGGAUGGUGGAUGCGAUGCAACCGCCUAUAGCAGUACAGCCUAGGACAACGAUUGUGCCAGUAAGGGUGCCAACUGUGGAAAACUUUCUGCAUCACAAGCCAGCAGAGUUCACUAGCAAAGCCUCUCCUGAUGAACCGGAUGCAUGGCUCCGCAAAUGUGAGAAGAUCUUCAAAGUAAUGAACUGCGCUGAUGAGCAUAAGCUUCUGUUUGCCACCUAUUUGCUGAAUGAUGAUGCUGAGUAUUGGUGGGCCGAAAUGCAACAACAGAUGCAGACCCGACAAGAACAGGUGGAGUGGACUAGCUUCAGGACUCAGUUCCUGGAGAAAUACUUUCCUGACACGACCAGGCAGGACAGGGAAGCUGAGUUCCUCGCACUGUGCCUGAAGUUUGAGCGAGGACUCAAACAUGAGCUGAAAAAGGUGGUGACACCUUUGAGGGAGGAAAGAUUCUCAGUCUUGGUGGAACAGGCCAAGAGUGCUGAGCACCUAGAGAAGGGCCCUGGUCCAGUUGUCAAACAUCAGAGGAAUGUCGUAGAGGCUAGACAGAUGAAUAAGCCUUACAACCGUCCCCCUACCACCUCUGGAGACUUUAAAUGUUUCCAAUGUGGGGAAAAGAAGACCAGUACGACGAAGAAACCAUCAGUCUCUGGAGCAGAGAGAGCUAAAGCUGUUGGGAGGGUCUUUGCUAUGACAUCUACAGAAGCUACACAGUCAAGUAACCUCAUCAUGCAAUCUUGUUUACUUGGGGGACAAAAUAUGCUUGUAUUAUUUGACUUUGGAGCAACGCAUUCUUUUAUUUCUAAUGCAUGUGUCGGGAGAUUGAGCUUGGAGAAACGUGACUUGGGGUGUGAGUUGCUUGUUUUAACUCCUUCCUCGAGUCAGGUAGCUACCAGUUCAGUCUGCGUUGGGUGUUCAAUGGAAGUGGCAAGUCGCAGAUUCAAGGUGAACUUGGUGUGCUUGUCUUUGGAGGGACUGAACGUGAUAUUGGGGAUGAACUGGUUGUCUAACAAUCACAUCAUAAUUGAUUGUGGACGGCGCAGUUUGGUAUUCCCAGAACAUGAAGGAUUGGAGUUGAUCUCAACUCGAGAAGCUCUGAAAGCAUUGCAAGAAGGGGCCAAGUGUUUCAUGGUGGUGGCUCAACCAGAAAAGAAAAGUGCAGUCGAGUUCCUUCAGAGUAUUCCUUUUGCUAGUGAAUAUGCAAAUGUUUUUCCUGAUGAAGUGCCAGGAUUGUCGCCGAGUCGAGACAUCGACUUCACCAUUGAUCUAAUUCCUGGUGCAGGUCCAGUGUCUAUAGCUCCAUACAGAAUGGGACCUGCAGAGCUCGCAAAACUCAAGAAGCAAAUUGGGGAGCUAUUGGAAAAAGGAGUUUAUCUGACCAAGCACAUCACCAUGGGGAGCUCCAGUCUUAUUGGUGAAAAAGAAGGAUGGGAGUUCGCGACUUUACGUGGAUUACAGACAGCUAAAUAA
Messenger RNA from Vigna unguiculata (cowpea), 1530 nucleotides. RefSeq lists its product as uncharacterized. The record is from RefSeq and is a predicted model, not a curated record. Lineage: Eukaryota; Viridiplantae; Streptophyta; Magnoliopsida; Fabales; Fabaceae.